GGUAAUUACAUCAAAGAUCUCAACAUUUUGGGCAGAGAUUUGUCCAAAACUAUUAUUAUCGAUAACUCUCCGCAGGCUUUUGGAUAUCAAUUGGAGAACGGGAUUCCAAUCGAGAGCUGGUUUGUCGACAAAUCUGAUUCAGAAUUACUUAAACUCUUACCCUUCUUGGAAAAUCUGGUCUCAUCGAAAGGGGACGUAAGGCCUCACAUAUGCAAUAAAUACCACCAGUCAUGCCAUCAAUUGCCACCAAUGGAUUGAUUUGAAUUUGCAAUUAUUUACUUUCCAUAUAUUGUUUUUGCUUUAUUACUAUUAUUGCUUUUAAUACCGGUUUAAUUGUUUGUUAUAUUAAGUGCAUUACAACUAAUGAUAUUACUAUUAAUGAAUCUACUUUAUAGGAC
Molecule: messenger RNA, 398 nt
Organism: Oppiella nova
Lineage: Eukaryota; Metazoa; Arthropoda; Arachnida; Sarcoptiformes; Oppiidae
Source: the annotation of a GenBank genome assembly